Hippocampus comes (tiger tail seahorse) is the source of this 1133-nucleotide messenger RNA. RefSeq names its product hyaluronan and proteoglycan link protein 1a (gene hapln1a). Lineage: Eukaryota; Metazoa; Chordata; Actinopteri; Syngnathiformes; Syngnathidae. Gene Ontology annotation, molecular function: hyaluronic acid binding. The transcript has 4 exons. Gene Ontology annotation, biological process: cell adhesion; positive regulation of neuroblast proliferation; central nervous system development. The record is from RefSeq and is a predicted model, not a curated record. The coding region runs from base 213 to 1133 and encodes 306 amino acids. Gene Ontology annotation, cellular component: synapse; perineuronal net.
AGCCACUUGUGUGGACCUUUGAGGAGCCCGCACUUUCCAGUAGCAUCAAAGGCAUCUGCUGCACCGAAAGACAGAGGCUACAGCAAUCCAUUUUUUUUUUAAAGAAAGAAAAAAAAGAAUAGAGAAAAAAUUGUGGAAAAAAAACUUUAAAAAAUCGUUUUAAUUCAAAUUACAACCUAAGAGGGCCUCUUGUGUAGAAAAAAAAAGACAAAAUGAUAAGUUUGCUGUGCAUCACAAUAUUCUCCUUGACCCUGGCUGGCAGUGCGUACAGUCAGCGGACAGGCUCUGCCACACUGUAUUCAGUUAAGGUGAUGGCCGACCUUGGAGCCAACGUUACUUUGCCCUGCCGUCUCCCGCAAGAAAGCAGCAGCUUUUUUAGCAUCGGCAUCCGAGUCAAAUGGACCAAGGUAGCGGAGGAUGAGGCUCUGAAUGAGGACGUGCUGCUUUCCAUGGGCUUCCACAAGAAAACGUACGGAAGCUUCGAGGAUCGCGUCUACCUGCAGGAGCGCGACAGCGACGACGCCUCCUUGGUGAUCACGGACGUUUCCAUGGAUGACGCCGGAACGUACCGUUGCGAGAUCAUCAACGGCAUGGUAGACACCAUCCAAGAAAUUGGCUUGGAGGUUCAAAGUGGCCUCCGUGAUGGUGUGGUGUUCCCCUACUCACCACCUCUUGGCCGCUACAGCUUUUCCUUCCACGAGGCUUUGCAGGCUUGUUUGGAUCAGGACGCGGUGGUCGCCUCCUAUGACCAACUGUUUGAAGCCUGGAAGGGCGGCAUGGACUGGUGCAACGCCGGCUGGCUGGACGAUGGCACCGUGCAGUACCCCAUCACAAAGCCGAGAGAACCCUGCGGUGGUGCCAACAACCGACCCGGCCUCAGAAACUACGGCAGGCGUGACAAGUACAUGAGUCGCUUUGAUGCCUUCUGCUUUUCCACUCCAUUGAAUGGACAUUUCUACUGGCUGACACAGCCUGAAAAGCUCAACUUCGAUGAGGCCGUCCAGGCUUGCUUCGAUGACGGCGCAGAAAUUGCCAAGGUGGGUCACAUGUUCUCCGCUUGGAAGCUGGAAGGCUACGAUCGUUGCGACGCCGGCUGGUUGGCCGACGGCAGCGGGCGCCUCCUUGGAUCUUGA